Messenger RNA from Linum trigynum, 1757 nucleotides. The record is from the annotation of a GenBank genome assembly. NCBI's taxonomy places the organism in Eukaryota, Viridiplantae, Streptophyta, Magnoliopsida, Malpighiales, Linaceae.
AUUAAAUACGUACAUUAAACGUGUUAUACGGGUUUUAUACGUGUUUAGACGAAUUCAAUGAUGAGAAGCAGGAAAAUCGACGGUGAAUGAGAUAAUUAAGAGAAUCCAAAAUUAAGAAAUCGACGACGGAUUAGAGGAGAUAUACGAAGAUGAGGGGAGAUGAAGAAGAUGAGGCGCCAUUGAUGAAUAAAGAAGAAGGGGCUACUCUUGUAAAUAAUAGUUUGGAGAAAUCGGAGAACGAGUAAGGAAGAAAGGAGAGUAAGGACAUGAAUUCCACAAGUAUACGAUUCCAAUUUUUUAAUACUUUAUCUCCUUCUUUCUCUCUCUCUCUCUCUCUCUCUCUCUCUCUCUUUCUCUUUGACUGCUCGAUUCUUCGCCUCCGAUGGCCACCGUCGCUGACGGAGCCUCACCGGGCGCCGUGGGCGGUGGUAGGUCCUAGGUUUCAUUGUUUAAUGUGGCAGAAGAGAAUCGCUUGGAGUACUUUGAACCAAAAUGGUGAAUGGCUAACUUCGAAUCCCUAAAUCGGUCAUUGAGGAAGGGGCAAAGAAGUGGGAACACAGUUUAGUAGGGCAGUUCUUUAUGGCGACUCCUCCGAUUUCAGCUAUUCGAUAUUGGGCAAACUGAAUUUGGGGGCGCGAUGGCGAGGUUAAGGUGUCUAUGAAGAUCAUCUCGUGCUUUUCCAAUUCCCGUAUGAGUGUGUGUGUGUCGAUGGGUUUUUGAGGGGGGAUGCUUGGCAUUUUAAGGAGAAGAUUGUGUGUCUGAGGCGCUGGGUUCCGGUAAUCAAAACGCUUGAGAUUGACAACUCGGUGGUUCCAGUAUGGGUUGUUCUUACAGGAUUACCAACUGAAUUGGUUUUGCGAGAAGGAUUGCAAGUACGGUGGGUAACCCUUUGUGUAUGGAUCACUUGACUACGCAUAAUGAGCGAGUGGGACGAGCGAAGAUUUGUGUUGAAGUAAGUGCGAAGAAGGCUAGAAUAGAUAGAGUCAGUGUAACCCCGGAUGGAAUGGAGGAUAUAUUUGUUGGGGUGGAGUACUAUGGAUUACCCAGAUGUUGUGACAAGUGCAAGGUGUUUGGGCAUGACUGCUCUUUACCACCAGUAGGGGUGCAAACCAAACAAGUCUGGCGAGGGAAGAAAACUCAGGUUUCCAAUCCAGUUGGGGUGGAGAAGGAUCUGGUGGUGCAGGAUGCUAUAGUGGAAAAGGUUGAUAAAGGCAAAGAUGUUGUGAUUGAUACUACUCCUCUAGUAACACCGAGGGCCUUACCAUCUCAAGAGUUUAACAAGGUUAUCAAUGGGGUGAAGCCCAAACCAAAGGUAACUACUCUAGUACUUCAUUCGAAUGCUUUUGAUGUGUUAUGUGGAAAUAAGACAGUCAAGUUGCAUCCUCCACCAGUUAAGAAAGCAAGCAGGGAGGGGGCUUCGUAGUCAAGGUGGCAGCUCCUCAUAGAUGAAUGUCUUAAUAUGGAACGCCAGGGACUUUAAUAUCCCCGGGAACCACGAAAAGGUGCUUCAUUAUCUACGUGUGAAUAAAGUAGUUUGUUUGCUUUGUUGGAAACUAGAAUACAGAAGGUUAAGAAGAUAGAGGAAAUAAAACUAAAAUUUAUAGGCUAUUAGUUUGCUGAUAAUUACAUUAAGCACAAGCUGGGUAGGAUUUGGAUUGGGUGAAUGAUGAGGUGGUGCCGAAGGUUCUAGCGACUGAAGAAGAUUAUAUUCAUACUAUGGUUUCCUUGCCAAACAAGAAUAAAUAUUUCUUUACUAC